GUUUCGAACACGAACGCGUCGCGAUGUCUCAGAAGUAUCGUCUGGAGAAUUUUCGCUAUAUAUUGGGGCUAUUCGCCUUCGUCUAUCUAUGCGAUGUGGUUUGUGCCUAUUCGGGACUAAUACCAGUCGAUCCAGCGAAUCCGGGAAAAUGCUUCUAUCGUGGUGAUCUAUUAACGUUGGGUGUUAACGAUGGCAUAUCCCCAUGCCAGCGCCUUACAUGCUAUGAAGACGGCUCCAUACUUAUCGAGGGAUGCGGCAAAUUGCGCAUCGACAACUGCAAUCGGGGCGAGCGCAUAAAUCUCGGCAAGCCAUUUCCGGAGUGCUGCAUCCUCAAAUACAAGUGCAAAAAACCGGAUGGUACGCCCUACUACAUUGAGCGCGACGCCGCGGACAAUGGGCCGACAAAAGCGGCAAAUGUUGCGUAGUGGCCACCACAACAACAACAACAUGAGCAGAAAAAAUAUACAACAACAACAACAACAUCAGCAGCAGAAGCAGCAAUGCAGAGUAGGAAUAAAGGAAUAAAAGCCAACGAUGCCUUCUUAGAUGUAACCAAAGAAGAGAAUUAAAACAAACAAACAAACGUUCUACUCGUA
This is a messenger RNA of Scaptodrosophila lebanonensis, 596 nucleotides long. RefSeq lists its product as uncharacterized. Bases 24 to 425 code for a protein of 133 amino acids. The record is from RefSeq and is a predicted model, not a curated record. The transcript is spliced from 3 exons. Lineage: Eukaryota; Metazoa; Arthropoda; Insecta; Diptera; Drosophilidae.